AAGCAGUCAUUUCUUCAGUAGCUGUGAUGUGGUGUACACCAUGACUCUCCUUCUAAUAUGUGUUGUGUUGGCCACGACCAGCGCCCAGCAUUUACCGACAAAUGGAUAUGGCGGCGAGGUGACGUUCCUUGGUCAUCCAUCAGAAUUGGUUCUUCAUGCUGGCUUGAAGAAUGCCGUUUUAAAACUCAAACAAGACGACCCAGGUUCAAGACAUAGGCCAGGGAUCAGCUAUCACCAGGUAUUUGGUAGCCAUCAAGUAUAUCCGUUGAGCUCCAUCUUACAGCAAACUUCUGUAGGUCUUCUAGGACCCUUUACCGGCCCUAAAUCUGCCUCGAAUAAAGAUAAGCACGAUUCCAAUGCCUUACAGCCGCUGGGCCAUAAGCCAUUGGAAGAACAUGAUUUCCAGCAGGGUUCCAGUGGUCUUCCAAUCACAGUUACAGUUCAGCAAGGUUCAUCUACCUUCCAGAAGGAACUCAGCGGCUCUCAACAAAAAGAUAAUAACUGUCAUCAAGGUUCAGAUGGCCUGACGCAACCAUUCACUAACUCCCAGAGAGGACCAGACGGCUUUCAGCAAAUUUCCAGUAACUUUCAGCAGCCGUUCAUAAACUCGCAUCAAAAAACGAACGUCCAGCAGGGACCUAAUGACUUCCAGCAGCCAAUGAGCAGUUCGCAGCUGGGACAUGAAAACGUCCAGAGUUCCAGCAUCUCCCAACAAGAGAGGGACAAGAUCCAGCAGGGUUUCAAAGAGGCUCAGCAGCAAUUCGCCAGUUCUCAGAAAGGAAGCGAUAACUUCCAGCAGAGUAACACUGGUUCCCAACAGCCGUUCUCCGGCACUCAGCAAGGAGGUGAUUCAUUUCAGCAGGAUCCCAGAAGCUCCCAGGAGCCGAUCACUAGGUCUCAGCAAUAUCGUGAUUCAUUCCAGCAGGAUUCCAGAAGUUCACAGGAGUCGAUCACCAGGUUUCAGCAAGGACGUGAUUUGUUCCGGCAGGAUCUCAGACGUUCCCAGGAGCCGAUCACCCGGUCUCAGCAAGGACAAGAUUCGGUCCAGCAAGAUUUAAAUGGGCUUCAGGAGUUUAAAAGCUCUGAGAAGUUUUAUGAUAGUUCCCAACAAGGUUUAAGAGAUCAACAGCAUUCCGGUGCCCGUCAAGGACCUGUGGAUUUUCAGCAAGUCUCCAGAAUAUCACAAACAGCAGUUACUAGGUCCCAGGAUAGCCUAGACGGAUUCCAAGAAAGCUUCAGUGAUUCUCAACCGAAACUGGUUAGCACCCAGGAACAUUCCGACGGAAUUGAACAAGGACAAACGUCAGGAGUCACUCAAAGCAUCCUCGACAGAAAUCGACAAAGCUUAAACGGAUUCCAGCAAGGCACAGUAGCAUUUCGGGAAGGGCUCGGCGACAUUCAACAGGAAUCUAGCAAAAUAACUGUGAGUGGAAGUGGAUUCCAUUAUGCUGGCAGCAGUUCGAAACCUCAAUUCAGGCUCAGCCAACAAUUUAACAUAAAGCAAGAUUCCACACCCUUUCAGUCACAGACGCAGCUUAGCCAAUACCAGCAGGGCACAAGAACACGGGUCGUUCAAGGUUACCUGGUCUCAUCUGACUUCCCGAGAGAAGGAACUCAUCUGCUACGCUCCAGUGAUGAUCUGGAGCAACUAAAUGGUAUUCUGGAACCACUGAACCUGUCCUCUGGGGCCAGACUCUUGCUGGGAGACAUCACCAGCACCUUCAGCUGCACUGACCAGCCCUACGGUUACUACGCUGAUCAAGAGAACUCCUGCAGAGUCUUCCAUGUAUGCUACCCAGCUCACUUUGCCAGUGGUCGCAUCGAGACUUACCAAUACAGCUUCAUGUGUAAUGACGGGAGCAUGUUCGACCAGAGGGAGAUGACCUGCCUGCAGGAGGGCAGUGCCAUCCCCUGCCACACCUCCUCUCAGUACUACUACAGGAACACUGAACUCGGCCUCCCGCAGGAGAAACAACCUCCCUUGUUUAUCUAACUUUUCAUAAAUAUCUAACAUUAUAUAUA
Molecule: messenger RNA, 2022 nt
Organism: Cherax quadricarinatus
Lineage: Eukaryota; Metazoa; Arthropoda; Malacostraca; Decapoda; Parastacidae
Cellular component (GO): extracellular region
Molecular function (GO): chitin binding
Source: RefSeq, a predicted model, not a curated record